AUGAAUUUGCUGGAUUUUUUAUACAACAAAGCUGAAACAUUGGAGGAAAUUGGCGCCCUGAACAAAAACCUACCUGAUGUACCACCGUUAAUCAAGACUAUUGGUGUUUUCGUAUUCUUCGUCUCUUCUGCUCAUACUGAUGGACAAGCCUACCACGCUGCUGAUGGUCUUUCCCCGUGGACUACAAAAUCAGGCGUUGGUGAAAAAACGAAGAGAAUGUACAUGCGCACAGAAAGAACAUGUUCAACACUGGACGAAGAAAACGGUAUCUUCACAGUUUCGAAUGAUCAAAUCACUCCAUCAGAAUAUAUAUAUAUAUAUACCAGCCGCUGA
Caenorhabditis elegans is the source of this 333-nucleotide messenger RNA. RefSeq names its product DUF7747 domain-containing protein (gene Y41E3.13). The record is from RefSeq and is marked reviewed. Lineage: Eukaryota; Metazoa; Nematoda; Chromadorea; Rhabditida; Rhabditidae. Bases 1 to 333 code for a protein of 110 amino acids. The transcript is spliced from 2 exons.